This is a messenger RNA of Talaromyces stipitatus ATCC 10500, 1293 nucleotides long. RefSeq lists its product as uncharacterized. Bases 1 to 1293 code for a protein of 430 amino acids. The record is from RefSeq and is a predicted model, not a curated record. The transcript is spliced from 5 exons. NCBI's taxonomy places the organism in Eukaryota, Fungi, Ascomycota, Eurotiomycetes, Eurotiales, Trichocomaceae.
AUGAGCCCUACCAGGGCAGAGGAAAAGCGAGAUUGUCCUCCUGAUGACUCUGAUUCGGAAGAUAUUUCACGGAAUCUCGACUCCACAGCACGAAUACGUGCCUUGACCUUCUCUUCUUCACCCCCGCAACGUCAACAUCGUUCGGGCCGGCAGUUUAAAAGAACGGAUGAUUCGACACAAGAAUCUUUGGAUUUCUGUACUCAACGCUGCCUGCUAUCAUUGAAAACUGGUGACUGGCUGGAUGAAAAUUGUCCAAAUGUCGAUCGUCACCGAAACGCUAAUAGCAAACACCACCAGAUCCAUGUCUCCGACUUCUUGCGCCUACUCAAAUGGCAGCUAGAUAAUGAUCUAGACCACUACUGUACCCCAUGUGGGGAAUCAGGGAUCCGUGGCUUUCCUUUCAAGAUCAGCUUGAUGCCGUUCGGAUAUACAAUACUUGGAAAGGGGACCACCGACCGCCGGUGGCCUAUCGUCCGGCAGGAAGAAAAUGUAUAUCAGGUCCUGCGUUCAGUGCAAGGUUCUGCGGUGCCGGUUUUCCUCGGCACUAUCGAUAUCGAAUGGAUCUAUUUUCACGAAGGGUUUAGGAUCACUCACUUCUUAAUCUUGUCAUGGGGUGGAGAUCAGUUUAAUCCACUCUGCUGCGAAGAAGAACGGUGGAACGAGUACCAGCGAACAAAAGAGGAUAUCCGACGCUUGGGUGUGAGACAUGGAGAUCUACACGAAUCCAAUAUACUCUGGAACACAGAGUUGGGUCGCGUACAGUUCAUUGAUUUUCACAAAGCUGAACUAUCAUGGACAAAGAAGCGCAAACGAGAUGCGACAAAUUCGUCACGUCCAAGGCGAAAAUUUUUACACCUAAGGGAGAGGAAUCUUGAAUUGCCCAGUCGCCACAAUGAAAGAGAGCAUUCCAUAGUCUUACGUGGACAUCAUUUCCUCCGUUUGCCUGCCGCUGGACGUGCGCCCUUCAAAGUCACUUUAACCGAGUAUGGAUACACAUUUGUAGCCAAUGGCGUGCAGAAGGCAAAUGAGCGCGACUUGGCCCAUGAAAUCAACAUGUACUCAUAUAUUUCGCCUUUACAAGAAAGGAAUAUCCCGGUCUAUCUUGGUAGGAUCGCUGUUACGCGGCCAUAUUCUCUUGUCAUAAUCUCCAACGACGGACUUUGUGGCAACGAUAUCAAGCUUGAAGAUUCCUGUUGUCAAUGUGUUCUUUUGAAAGCUUCGGGCCGCGUCAUCCCAACCAAUAAAGGGUCUUCCACCGGGUUUUCGACUUGGAAAGUUCUCAGCUUCAGCUAG